AAUAAUUUCGAAACGUUACCAUCGAAUGCGCAAAUUGUUUUGGAUGGACGGCGCAUGUAUCUCAACGAGGCGACACUUCUCAAUGAAGGCGUAUAUCAGUGUCGGGUACGGAAUAGUGCUGGUGAAAGUACUAAAAAUUUCGCAUUAACCGUUUUAGUACCACCAACUUUUCGUGAUAAAAAAUACGAAACAAACAUUCAAGUAACAACGGGUACCGCAUUAUUGCUAACAUGUUAUGUUGAUGGUCAUCCAUCACCAAAUGUCCAGUGGCUUCGCGAUGGUCAAAGUCUAACCGAAAAUUAUGUUUCAAUGAGUGAUCGAAAUCAAAAAUUAGUUGUACAACACAACGAUUAUGCUAAUCACAGAUAUACGUGCAUUGCAAGCAAUAAGAUUGGAAGUAUAUCGCGUGAAUUCCUCGUUCAGGUAAUAGCUCCACCGGUAAUGACCGAUUCUGAUGAUAAUGCACCAAUUGAAGUGAUCGAAGGAGAUACAGUAACAUUGGAAUGUCCACUCUCUACACCAAUUAAUAUUAUGGAUAUAGAAUGGUUUAAAAAUGGACGUCCAAUAACGUUGGAUGAUGCAAAUAUGCAAAUUUCAUUGGAUAAAAGUCGAUUAGUAAUUGUACGCAUGGCGAAAGAAGCCGAAGGGACAUAUAUUUGUGUGGCACGAAAUUCAGCCGGUCAAGCAACACGAGAAUUUGAUGUUGCAGUCAUGGUUCCGCCAAGUAUUAUUGGCAAAGCAGUAGAACAUAUUUCAAUUGUGGAAGAUGAAUCACUAGAACUUGAAUGUGACUUCGAAGCAGAUCCAAUUCCGGAUAUACACUGGUCAAAAGAUGGCGCUGAUGUCGGAAAUAACGUACAGCUUUUAAAUGAGAAAAGAACAGCAUUAGUACAAUCGGUGAAUUCUGAAAAUGCUGGAAGUUAUCGUUGUGGAAUUAUCAAUAAAGCUGGUCGUGCUGAGAAAACAUUCAAUGUGCGCGUUAUUAUGAAGCCUGAAUUGGAAGAUGCUAAUAUAACAGUAUUGAUCGAAACACUUGCACAUCAACCAGUAAGCUUUGAAUGUCCAUUAGCGGUCACUUCGAAUGCUAAUAUUUCAUGGACGAAAAAUUCUGUUCCUGUGAUUCCUGGUUAUAGCGAUGAUAUACAGAUUUUAAAUGGUGGACGACAAUUCGUUAUCUCAGACGUUCAACCGGAUGAUCAAGCAAUGUAUAGUUGCGUGGCACGUAAUAAGGCUGGUGAAGCAAGCAAAAAUUACAAAUUAUCUGUGUUUGUACCACCAACAAUUAUUGGCAAAGGUGGAGUGCAUAAAGUAAUUGAAAAUAAUUCAUUGGUUUUAUCAUGUGAAGUUGAAGGUGAACCAUAUCCAACCAUUACUUGGAUAAAGGAUGGUAAACCGUUAGCAUUUACUUCGGUACAGACGCUUUCAGAAGGCCAACAACUAAAAAUUGCACGAACUAGUGUGGAGCAUCGCGGAUCAUACGUAUGCUUAGCGCAGAAUAAAGUUGGUCAGGCGGAAAUUGGUUUCGAUGUGGAUGUUAUAACUCGUCCAACAAUAGCUGAGGGAGUGAAGAAAAUAGUUGAAGUGAUACGGAACGAUUCAAUUGUAAUUCAUUGUCCAAUAAUUGACAAAAAAUUUUCCGGAGAAGUUACUUGGUUAAAAGAUUAUCAACCGAUGAAAAUUGAUGGCCAAAAGUAUGCUAUGUCCCAGUUAAGUCGUAAGCUGCAUAUUAAUCGAGCUGACCUACGUGAUGAGGGAAGCUACAGUUGUCGAGUGAGGAAUGAUGCUGGUGAAUCGAGAAUUGAUUACAAAUUAAGUGUUCUACUACCACCAGAAAUACUAAUUCUAGAUAAGGAUAAGAAUAGGACACUAAUCGAGAAUAGUGCGAUUACAUUGAGUUGUCCGGUAACCGGUAAACCGGAACCAACAGUGGAAUGGUUUAAGGAUGGUGAACUUUUGACAUCGCUCAACAUUACAAAGAGAAUUGAUACAGGAUACAUGAAAGGCAAUGAUCUGAAAAUUGCACGCAUAAAAGUAGUAAAUUCAGGUCGUUACACAUGUGAAGCAAAAAAUAAAGCUGGAAUGGUAGAACAAGACAUUCUGGUAUAUGUUAUGACACCACCGAAAAUAGAACGUGAAGGUGUACCAGCAGAAAUUGGUGGUAAAUCACAAAGUGCGCUAACAAUUAAUUGUCCAGCAUACGGUCGACCAAUGCCUACAGUAACAUGGUUAAAAGCUGGUCGACCAUUUUAUCAUGAUUCUGAUGUUUAUUUAUCUGCUAAUGGAAUGAAAUUACAUUUCUUGAAUUUAAAAAAGAAUGAUGUUGAUCGUUAUACAUGUAUCGCACGAAAUCCAGCUGGUGAGGAAAAACGUGAUUUCACCGUGAAAUUAUUGGAAGCUCCAACAAUCGAAGGACCGAAUAUUUUGCAUCGCAUGCAAGUGAAUGCAGGCCGAACAGCGGUCAUUAAUUGUCCAGUAUUUGGCAGUCCCGAACCAUCCAUUGCUUGGCUAAAAAAUGGUCAACCAUUGGGAACCGAUAGCCAUUAUGCUAUUUUAAACGGUGGACGACAACUUGAAAUAAGUGACAUUUCUUCGAUUGAUGACGCAAGGUACACAUGUAUAGCAACAAAUGAUAUCGGUCUAGCUGAUUUGGAAACUUAUCUUCAAGUCAUCGGAGGUCCAGUGAUAGUUGGUGAUAAACAAGAAGUAAUUGAGGUAUUUAUUAAUGAGGCAAAAGAUUUGUUUUGUGAUGUUUCGGGUACUGAACCAAUUGAUAUCGAAUGGUUGCGUGGCGGAGAAGCUAUCGAAUUUACAGGCGAGCCACGAUCAGAAACAAGCUAUCUUCAG
This is a messenger RNA of Acanthocheilonema viteae, 2844 nucleotides long. The record is from the annotation of a GenBank genome assembly. Lineage: Eukaryota; Metazoa; Nematoda; Chromadorea; Rhabditida; Onchocercidae.